CCCGCUGUCUCUGCUUUCAAUGCUCUGCUGAGUCUGCUUCUGCUUCUGCUUCUGCUCUGCCCUGCACUGCUGUCCUGCUCACACCACCUAACGCUUCUUCCUUGUCUACGGUACACGUGAUUGCAUUGCCGUGUACUGGAGACCUCCCCUCCUUGCCAAGCUUCGACCUCGACGAGCAUCUUCCAGGUUCCCUUCCUCAGGCUUCCUGUCUGCCCGCCCGGUCUCUGCCUUAGCCUUUAGGUAUACUUUCUUCUGACACCAUGAGUCGGCCUGACGGUGCAGAUCUCAAGCGAGUCACUUCAUACCAAUGGCCAGCAGGACACGUCGGACACCUCACCGAGAACCAACGCGCUGCUCUCGACAAGUUCAAGGCGCUCAGUGCCGAACAGGGAUACUAUGAUCCCGGCAAUCAUCACACUCCCGCCUCGCACGAUGACGAAACGAUGCUGCGCUACCUCCGUGCGAGAAAGUUUAAGCCGCAAGACGCCCUGAGCCAGUUCAAGGACACCGAAGACUGGCGCAAGCAGAAUGAGCUGGACCAGCUGUACGAAACCAUUGAUGUCGACGAGUACGAGCAGGCGCGCCGCCUCUACCCGCAAUGGACCGGCCGCAUGGACAAGCGCGGCAUCCCGCUGUACGUCUUCGAAGUCGCCAAUCUGAGCACCAAGGACAUCAAUGCACACCAGAAUGACGAUGACCGAAAGAAGGAGAAAAAGGCCAAGAAGGGCGACAAGGUGGACAUCAAGGCCAAGUCUCCCCGCAAGAUGCUGCGCCUGUUCGCCCUGUACGAGAACCUCUGUCGCUUUGUUCUUCCCCUCUGCUCAGCAGUGCCCAAUCGGCAGGCCACCGAGACGCCCGUCAGCCAGAGUGCAAACAUUGUAGAUCUCAGCAAGGUGGGCUUGAAGCAGUUCUGGGCCCUGCGAGCACAUUUGCAAGACAGCUCCGCCUUGGCUACCGCACACUACCCUGAGACUCUCGACCGCAUCUUCGUCAUUGGCGCCCCUUCGUUCUUCAACACCGUAUGGGACUGGGCCAAAGGCUGGUUUGAUCCCAUUACUGUCUCCAAGGUCUACGUUCUCAAUGAAAAAACUAUGCUCUCCGAACUCUCCAAGGUGGUUGACGUGGAAAAUAUCCCCAAAAAGUAUGGCGGCAAGCUGGACUGGAAUUUUGGAGAUAUGCCCUUUUUGGGACCAAACGUGACGGAAGCUCUCCGCUGGAAAGAGGUGGUAGAAGAGAAGGGACACAAGACGCUGCCAAAGGGCCCUAUCAGAUGGGAGUAUGACGCGGAUGGUGACUUGGUCGCCAUCGCAAUUGGUUCCGAGGGAGGGAAACUGAGAAAGCGUGUUUUGGCAGGUUUUCAUCCGGAUGCUGAUGUCGCUACGUUAGCCUUGAGUCCCGGGCGUCAGCAUCUGAAUCCUGCGAAUAGUGCUCUCUUCGCCACUCUCAGUCACCAGGGACGGAAGGCCAGUCACAGUGCAGAAUCGACAGCCGCCAACGGAUCUGCAAACAAACACUUGGACACCACCGACAACACUGACACUACAAACGUCAUGUCAGCAGACAACGUGAACCCACAGACGACCGAGGCUUCUGCCAUGCCUCUCGCAAAUGGAACGUCUCCAGUACCAACAAAUGGCCUCGACAAGUCCUCAGAACCAGUCGCAUCGCAAUCCAUCAACGGAGAUAACACUGAAGCCUUUACAGUGCCUUACCGAGAUACCCAACACGACAUUGCUCACCCACCCGAGGAUUCCAGACAAGGCACCUCCAGUACACGAAUGGAACAGCAGGAAGGCACUCACGCAGAAGGCCAACUCGAAAACGGCACACCUCAGAUUCGCAUCGAUGGACAGGGUACCAACCAUAGCGUGAUGGAACCUCGAACGGUGGGCCAAGCACCUAAAGAAACUGCCAUCACGAGAGAGGAGGAGCCUCAGCCGACGAUUGUGGAACAAGUGCAAGAUUAUGCCGGACAGGCUCAGGCUGCUGUAGUGAGCGCUGUAGGCAGUGUUGCCGGAGUGGUAGGAUUAGGUGGUGCACAGGCUCAAGCUGAAGAGAAGUCAAAGGAGAUUGCGGAGCAGGACACUCAUACCACUUCUACUGAGAUUGAUCGGAGUUUGGACAACAUGGAUCAGGCGCAGAUUGAAGAAUUUUUGAGGGCGAAGAAUAGUUCUGUGCCGGAGAAGUUGAAUGGGGAGAAAGUCCAAUCUACUACUUCGUGAGAGGGACGACAAGAGAACUUCGUACAGCAGAAGCGUCUUUGGAAAGCACAAUAGAACUGAAUUCUGCGGUCGCAUGCGCGCGACAAGGAAACAGGGCGUCGGGUGAAUAAUUCCCAAUAUCUGGACAGUGGGAUGGAACAUUAUUAUAUCUUGCGAGAGCAUCCUGGACAUGAGAUGUGAACAGUUCAUUAGCCGAGGAAUUAGAGGCGUACAGUACUGAGCUGUCUGUUCUGUCAAUGCUUUUACUUUGGGAAGAAGAAGAAGAAGAAGAAGGAAGACAGGCAAAUAUCGCAAGGCUUCUCGCAGACUCCAAGUAGGGUCCUCGCGAAUGGGUAUUCAUUCCGUGGAUGCGGCCAAUAGACCAGCACCACCAGAAGAUCUAACAGAAAUAUGUACAUAUGGAC
Molecule: messenger RNA, 2626 nt
Organism: Sphaerulina musiva SO2202
Lineage: Eukaryota; Fungi; Ascomycota; Dothideomycetes; Mycosphaerellales; Mycosphaerellaceae
Product: CRAL/TRIO domain-containing protein
Exons: 2
Coding region: 261-2222 (653 amino acids)
Source: RefSeq, a predicted model, not a curated record